This is a messenger RNA of Emericellopsis atlantica, 749 nucleotides long. RefSeq lists its product as uncharacterized. Lineage: Eukaryota; Fungi; Ascomycota; Sordariomycetes; Hypocreales; Bionectriaceae. The record is from RefSeq and is a predicted model, not a curated record. The transcript has 3 exons. Bases 237 to 542 code for a protein of 101 amino acids.
ACAAAGUGCCACCCCUGCAACCACUCAAACUCAACCCUGCUGUGGAGGAACGUCAUCUGCACACUGCCGUUAAAAGUUGUGAACCCGCCAUUGAUUUUGACAUACCACACUCGCAUCUGUCACUCGCAAGCAAUACGCGUCCAAACCUCUCACGUCCACUCUACUGCGCUUAGCUUUCAGCAUCCAGCAUUCAACCGACUUCAGUUACUCGAGCAUAAACCACACAGAAGAAGAAAAUGUCUUCCACAAUUCUCGGCGAGAGGGACAUUAAUGCGCCCAUUGAGCAGCAGCCCGUUGUUGCUGGCGAAAACGUGAAGAACAUGGAGUAUCACCGUCAAAUGUUCCAGUCAAAGAUGGCAGAGCCCUCGCAGCAAUAUGUAUCUCCUUCGGACAACAUCAUGAGCCCUUGCUCUUCCAAGAUCAACGCACUGCGCAACAAGCACAUCGCCAAAGCCAAGCCCCGUUCACUCUUCGCACAAGCAAGCAAGAAGAGGCUACAAAGCGAAGGCAGCGCCCUCGGUGCACCUCCGUCUAAGCCAUGAUCGGCCAUAUCCAGCAGGCUCUGGCUUUCAACAAUUGUAUUACUGCGUCGUGUCUCGGCUUCCUUCCUCACAAUAUGUAUUUGGGCAUUUGGCGUCGGCGCACCAGAUGAAUGAGUUUUCCAACUGGGCGUAUAGGGUUGUUUGCACAGGUUUAACACCCCACAACAUGACAUGAUGUGGUGGGACUUGGGGGUUUUACAUUCAGUC